AUGGUUGAGCUGCCCACCUCUCCACCACUGGAGCCCAUCGUGGUUGAGCUGCCCACCUCUCCACCACUGGAGCCCAUUGUGGUUGAGCUGCCCACCUCUCCACCACCCAUCGUGGUUGAGCUGCCCAUCUCUCCACCAGUGGAGCCCAUUGUGGUUGAGCUGCCCGUCUCUCCACCAGUGGAGCCCAUUGUGGUUGAGCUGCCCGUCUCUCCACCAGUGGAGCCCAUUGUGGUUGAGCUGCCCGUCUCUCCACCAGUGGAUCCCAUUGUGCCCAUCAUGGUUGAGCUGCCCACCUCUCCACCAGUGAAGCCCAUCAUGAUUGAAUGGCCAAUUUCUCCACCAGUGAAGCCCAUCGUGGCUGAGUUGCCCAUAUCUCCACCAGUGGAGCCCAUCAUGGUUGAGCUGCCCACCUCUCCACCAGUGAAGCCCAUCAUAGUUGAGCUGCCCAUCUCUCCACCACUGCCCAUCUCUCCACCAGUGGAGCCCAUCGUGGUUGAGCCACCGAUCUCUCCACCAGUGGAGCCCAUUGUGGUUGAGCUGCCCAUCUCUCCACCAGUGAAGCCCAUCAUUGUUGAGCUGCUCAUCUCUCCACCAGUGAAGCCCAUCAUGGUUGAGCUACCCAUUUCUCCACCAGUGAAUCCCAUUGUGGUUGAGCUGCCUAUCGCUCCAGUGGAAGCUGAGUCGCUUCAAAGAUUUCAGCCCAUCGUGGUUGAGCUGCCCGUCUCUCCACCAGUGGAGCCCAUCGUGGUUGAGCUGCCCGUCUCUCCACCAGUGAAGCCCAUCAUGGUUGAGCUGCCCACCUCUCCACCACCCAUCGUGGUUGAGCUGCCCGUCUCUCCACCAGUGGAGCCCAUCGUGGUUGAGCUGCCCGUCUCUCCACCAGUGGAGCCCAUUGUGGUUGAGCUGCCCGUCUCUCCACCAGUGGAUCCCAUUGUGGUUGAGCUGCCCGUCUCUCCACCAGUGGAGCCCAUCGUGCCCAUCGUGGUUGAGCUGCCCACCUCUCCACCACUGGAGCCCAUUGUGGUUGAGCUGCCCACCUCUCCACCAGUGAAGCCCAUCAUGAUUGAAUGGCCAAUUUCUCCACCAGUGAAGCCCAUCGUGGCUGAGUUGCCCAAAUCUCCACCAGUGGAGCCCAUCAUGGUUGAGCUGCCCACCUCUCCACCAGUGAAGCCCAUCAUAGUUGAGCUGCCCAUCUCUCCACCACUGCCCAUCUCUCCACCAGUGGAGCCCAUCGUGGUUGAGCCACCGAUCUCUCCACCAGUGGAGCCCAUUGUGGUUGAGCUGCCCAUCUCUCCACCAGUGAAGCCCAUCAUUGUUGAGCUGCUCAUCUCUCCACCAGUGAAGCCCAUCAUGGUUGAGCUACCCAUUUCUCCACCAGUGAAUCCCAUUGUGGUUGAGCUGCCUAUCGCUCCAGUGGAAGCUGAGUCGCUUCAAAGAUUUCAGCCCAUCGUGGUUGAGCUGCCCGUCUCUCCACCAGUGGAGCCCAUCGUGGUUGAGCUGCCCGUCUCUCCACCAGUGGAGCCCAUUGUGGUUGAGCUGCCCGUCUCUCCACCAGUGGAUCCCAUUGUGCCCAGUGUGGUUGAGCUGCCCACCUCUCCACCAGUGAAGCCCAUCAUGGUUGAGCUGCCCACCUCUCCACCACUGGAGCCCAUCGUGGUUGAGCUGCCCACCUCUCCACCACUGGAGCCCAUUGUGGUUGAGCUGCCCACCUCUCCACCAGUGAAGCCCAUCAUGAUUGAAUGGCCAAUUUCUCCACCAGUGAAGCCCAUCGUGGCUGAGUUGCCCAUAUCUCCACCAGUGGAGCCCAUCAUGGUUGAGCUGCCCACCUCUCCACCAGUGAAGCCCAUCAUAGUUGAGCUGCCCAUCUCUCCACCAGUGAAGCCCAUUGUGGUUGAGCUGUCUAUCGCUCCACUGGAAGCUGAGUCGCUUCAGAGAUUUGAGUUUGCCCCACCACCGUGGAAAAAUAUUCCACUGAAGGGUCUGACACAGCAACAUAGAAAAAGAAAGAAAGACGUGGAAAUUUCAGUUCCACAGGCCAGAACUACUCAGCCUCCUCCAUCCCUAUCGGAUUAUUUCCCUACAUCUACACCAAAGACAUGCCAAAUGGCCCAGGAUUUCUUCCCUACACCUCCAGCGGAUCCCAUUGUUGCUGAGCACUCCAUCUCUCCACCAGUGAAGCCCAUCGUGGUUGAUCUGCCCAUCUCUCCACCAGUAGAGCACAUCGUUGUGGAGCUUCCUAUCUCUCCACCAGUGAAGCCUAUCUUGGUUGAGCUGCCCACUUCUCCACCAGUGAAGUCCAUCGUGGUAGAGCUGCCCAUCUCUCCACCUGUGAACCACCAGGAUCAACUUGAUCAAUGGGCCAACUGGAGAAUAGAGGCUGGUUCUUCUCUGAUUGUCGAUGUUCCGGCCUAUCUCCCCCUCCCUACAUCCUCUGAUUUCCCUCAGCAGAGCCCACAGGAGCAGCCUGGAGUCUGCACAGCGUCCCAUGGGCUUCUUGCAAACAUUGGGACUCUUAAGGAGAUGAUUGAGAUUGCAUGGCAGAAGUGUCAGGAGUACCAAUCUAAGUUCUUCAUGUGGUGUUGUGUUACCCUGUUGUGCACACGGAGUAGGGCACAGCCCAUCUUUCCUUCAGUGAAGCCCAUCGUGUUCGAGCGUCCCAUCUCUCCACCAGUGGAGCUCAUUGUGUUUGAGCUGCCCAUCUCUCCACCAUUGAAGCCCAUCGUUGUUGAUCGGCCCAUCUCUCCACCAGUGAAACACAUCACGUUUGAGCUGCCCAUCUUUCCACCAGUGAAACCCAUCGUGGUGGAGCUUCCUAUUUCUCCACUAGUGAAGCCCAUCGUGGUCGAGCGUCCCAUCUCUCCACCAGUGGAGCCCAUCGUGGUCGAGCGUCCCAUCUCUCCACCAGUGGAGCCCAUCGUGGUCGAGCGUCCCAUCUCUCCACCAGUGGAGCCCAUCGUGGUCGAGCGUCCCGUCUCUCCACCGGUGGAGCCCAUCGUGGUCGAGCUGUCCAUCUCUCCACCAGUGAAGCACGUCAUGUUUGAGCUGCCUAUCGCUCCAGUGGAAGCUGAGUCACUUCAGAGAUUUGAGUUUGCUCCACCACCGCGGAAAAAUAAGCCACUGAAGGGUCUGACACAGCGACAUAGAAAAAGAGAGAAAGACGUGGAAACUUCAGUUCCACAGGCCAGAACUACUCAGCCUCCUCCCGCCCUAUCGGAUUUCUUCCCUCCAGUGGAGCCCAUCGUGGUUGAGCUGCCCAUCGCUCCACCAGUGAAACCCAUCGUGGAUGAACAGCCCAUUUCUCCACCAGUGAAGCACGCCAUGUUUGAGCUGCCCAUCUGUCCAGUGGUAGCUGAGUCUCUUCAGAGAUUUGAGUUUGUCCCACCACCGCAGAAAAAUGAACUGCUGAAGGGUCUGACACGGCAACAUAAAAAAAGACAAAAAGACACUUCAGUUCCAAAGGCCAGAACUACUCUACUUCCUCCCUGCCAGUUUGAUUUUUUCCCUCCACCACAGGGCUGCCAAACAGCCCAAAAUGGAGUUAACCCACAUUCAAUGAGAGCAGGUGCUCCAAUGGGCAAAUACCCAGGUUAUCCAUGUACAACUACCAAAGCUGGUCCUGGAAUAUCAGACGCUGCCCUGGCUCACAAGCUCAGACCUCUCUCACCGAUGUGCGUGCCAGGAGAUGAUGGUGGAUGGGACUCUGCUGGGGAUCACAUGUUCACCCCUGGGACUCCCUUCUACAUGGGUUCACUCUUCCGCUGGACCUUUUUUAAGUCCUUUAAGCUGUUUUGCCCGAAAAAAGGACGCAGUGGAGCAGAGCAUAUUUGUUUUUAAAUAAACUCAAGCAUACCCCGAUUGUCUUAUAUUACAUAAUAAAAUCCAAUGAGACCAA
This is a messenger RNA of Salmo salar (Atlantic salmon), 3892 nucleotides long. The record is from RefSeq and is a predicted model, not a curated record. NCBI's taxonomy places the organism in Eukaryota, Metazoa, Chordata, Actinopteri, Salmoniformes, Salmonidae.